Budorcas taxicolor (takin) is the source of this 1150-nucleotide messenger RNA. It is a transcript of the gene PDXK, whose product is annotated as pyridoxal kinase. Lineage: Eukaryota; Metazoa; Chordata; Mammalia; Artiodactyla; Bovidae. The transcript is spliced from 11 exons. The coding region runs from base 23 to 961 and encodes 312 amino acids. Gene Ontology annotation, cellular component: cytosol. Gene Ontology annotation, molecular function: pyridoxal kinase activity. Gene Ontology annotation, biological process: pyridoxal 5'-phosphate salvage. The record is from RefSeq and is a predicted model, not a curated record.
GCGCCGCCGCGGCAGGCCCGGCAUGGAGGAGGAGUGCCGGGUGCUCUCCAUUCAGAGCCACGUCGUCCGCGGCUACGUGGGCAACCGGGCAGCCACGUUCCCGCUGCAGGUUUUGGGGUUUGAGGUCGAUGCGGUGAACUCUGUCCAGUUUUCAAACCACACAGGCUACUCACACUGGAAGGGCCAAGUGCUGAACUCAGACGAGCUCCAGGAGCUGUACGAUGGGCUGAAGCUGAACAGCGUGAAUCAGUAUGACUACGUGCUCACGGGCUACACACGAGACAAGUCCUUCCUGGCCAUGGUGGUGGACAUCGUGCAGGAGCUGAAGCAGCAGAACCCUAGGCUCGUGUAUGUGUGUGACCCCGUGAUGGGAGACCAGCGCAACGGAGAAGGCGCCAUGUACGUCCCCGAUGACCUCCUCCCCGUUUACAGAGAGAAGGUGGUACCCGUCGCAGACAUCAUCACCCCCAACCAGUUCGAGGCUGAGUUGCUGACUGGGAGAAAGAUCCACAGCCAGGAAGAAGCCUUGGAGGUGAUGGACAUGCUGCACUCCAUGGGCCCGGACACAGUGGUCAUCACCAGUUCGGACCUGCUGUCCCCGAGGGGCAGUGACUACCUGAUGGCGCUGGGGAGCCAGAGGACACGGGCUCCCGACGGCUCUGUGGUGACGCAGCGCAUCCGCAUGGAGAUGCACAAGGUGGACGCAGUCUUCGUGGGCACCGGGGACCUCUUCGCUGCCAUGCUCUUGGCGUGGACACACAAGCACCCCAACAACCUCAAGAUAGCCUGUGAGAAGACCGUGUCAGCCAUGCACCACGUUCUGCAGCGGACCAUCAAGUGUGCAAAAGCCAAGUCUGGGGAAGGAGUGAAGCCCAGCCCCGCCCAGCUGGAGCUGAGGAUGGUGCAGAGCAAGAAGGACAUUGAGAGCCCCGAGAUCGUCGUCCAGGCCACGGUGCUGUGAGAGCCGCGUGAGCCCGCCUCCGUCACGCCCAGCGUUAGGUGUCUCCGUUUCCGCCCUUGUGAAAAAUGUAACGUCUGCCUUAGAGGUGUGACUGAAACUUGGUAUUUUUUUUCUUUUGUGAGUGUCCAGCAUUCACUGGUCCUAAUUGUGAAAAUGUGCCAGUCGUGCUUUUUAAAAAUAACAAAGUGA